AUGUCAUUAACUACAACAUCAAUAAUAGUUACAGAAUGUUCACCAACAUCAAGAUCAAUCUUAACAUUAAAAUCACCAACAAUUCAAUCAGAAAUUAAAAAUGAAGAGUUGGAAAUGUAUAAUAAUAUUAAUAAUAAUAAUAAUAAUAAUAAUAAUAAUAAUGAAAAUGAUGAUAAAAAUUCAAUUUUAUUUUCAAAAAUUUUAUCAAAUUUUAAAAUUAGAAGUAAAAUAUUUAAAGGUGUUAAAAGAUUUGGAAGUAAAGUUAUAAGUAGAAAAUAUAAAGAUAUAAUAUCAUUAGAAUGGAUGAUAAAUCAUAAACAUUGGGGAUUAAUUAAAGAUAAGAUUCAACAAGGUCAUAAUUUGAUAAUAUCAUCAGUUUGUAGAAAAAUCAUAUUUUCAAUACCAGAUUUCAAUAUUUUUAAAAUGUGUUUUGAAAGAUAUAUUGAAUAUUUUCCAAGAUUAUAUCCAACAUUAAUUGAUCAUGCUGCAUAUUAUGGUAAUUAUGAAAUGGUGGUUUAUUUACAUAACAAAGGUUACACUGCAUCACCCUAUGCUAUCGAUAAUGCAUCACGUUGGGGUAAUUUACAAAUGGUGAAAUUCUUAAAAGAGAAUAGAAAUGAUGGUUGCACUGAUAGUGCAAUGGAAAAUGCUGUUGCAUUCAAUGAUUUAGAAUUGGUUAAAUAUAUUCAUCAACAAUUGAAUGAACCAUGUACUUUAUUUGCAAUUGAUCAUGCUUCUUCAAAUGGUAGUUUAGAAAUUUUACAAUAUCUUCAUAAAAAUUUAGGUAAUAAUGGUAAUAUACUGGGUGGCAGUGGAUUUAAUAAUAAUAAUAAUAAUAUCAAUAAUAAUAGUGGUAAUAAUAAUAAUAAUAAUAGUGGUAACAAUAGUGGUAGUAAUAAUAAUAGUAAUAAUAAUAGUAAUGGAUCAUCACCAAUUAUAAAUUCAUCAACACCACCAUCAACACCAAAAAGGUCAAAAGCAUUAGAUUUAGCAGCACAAUAUGGUCAUUUAGAUUGUUUAAAAUAUUUAAUUCAAAAUAAUAUUAUACCACCAACCAAUACAACACCAUUAAUUAAUAUACCCUAUAGUCCAAGAGGUGGUAGAUCAUCAAGUACUGUUGUAUUGGCACCAGAUUCACAUAUUGAAUCACCAUUGUAUAGUGCUACAAAAAGAGCAAUUGAAGGUGGUCAUAUUGAGAUUGUAAAAUAUUUGUAUACAUUAUAUCAACCAAAUAAUAUUGAAGUUUUCACAUUGUCAAUUAGUAAAGGUCAAUUGGAAAUUUUAGAAUUUUAUAUGUCUCAUGCUGGUAAUAUUGAUUUCGAAGGUUUCUUUAGAGUAAACUUUAAUGAGGAUUUCAUUGCAUCUGCUCUAUUAUAUAAGAAUUUAGAAUUGAUUAAAGUUUGUCGUAAUAGAUUGGGAAUUGAAAUCACUGCUAAAGCAUUCGAUAUUGCUGUUAGAUUCGUUGAUAGACCUGAUCUAUUGGCUUAUCUACUUCAAGAGAAACCAAUACCAGAUGGUGGUUUCAACCCAAAUUUACUCUCAGAUUGUUGUAUAUAUAAUAAUUUAGCAGCAAUUAAAGCUUUGGUUAUAUUUGGUGGUGAACCUUUUUAUCUACAACCUCAAUCCUAUUGUAGUGGUAUGGAAAUUUCAUCUGCAAGUGGUUUCUUUGAAAUCGUUCAAUAUUUAAAUGAAUUGGACCAAACGUUAUCCAUCGGUAAUGCAAUUGAUAAGGCAGCUAUAAAUGGUCAUUUAUCAAUUGUUAAAUAUUUAACAGAGAAUAGAACAUCUGCACAUUGUACAACCGAUGCUGUUGAUAAAGCAGUUUAUAAUGGUCAUGAAGAGGUGGUACGUUAUCUAUUGAAUCAUCGUACUGAAGGAGCUACAAGUAGGGCCGUUAGCAAUGCAGCUUAUUUGGGUGAUUUAGAGAUGGUCAAGUUUUUACAUAAUUCUGGCCAACCUUGUAGUAAAGCGGCCAUUAACAAUGCUGCUUCCAAUGGUAAUUUAGAUGUCAUUCAGUUCCUUCAAAAGAAUAGGACUGAAGGGUGUACUGAACAAGCUUUAAUCAAUGCUAUCUCUGGUACUUGUUUUGAUACUGUUAAAUAUAUUAUCGAACAAUAUUGUCCAAGAGAUGUACAAAUCACAGAAGCAACAAUGAUUGCAAUUGGUGAAGCUGGUGAUCUUACAACUUUAAAAUAUUUUAAAGAUGUUGUAUCAAGAACUGUAUCUGUUAAUUUAGAUUUUUCUCAUAUUUUAAAACCUGCUUUCAAUUAUGGUUAUUUAGAUAUUAUAAAAUAUUGUUUACAACCAAGUGGUUCAACUACACCACGUACUCCAAAUUCAUCAUCUCCACCACCAAUUUAUCAUACUUUAUCAAUUAAUAAUAAUAAUAAUAACAAUAAUAACAAUAUCAAUAGUAUUUCUUCACCAUCAAUGAGUAAUAAGGUUUCACCAAUAAUGAUACCUUCAAAUUCACUAUCAACUUCAUCAAUUUCUUUAUCUUCAUCUUCAUCAUCUUCUUCAUCUUCUUCAUCUCCUUCUUCUUCCUCUUCACCAAUCCAAUCAUCAUCAAUACCAACAGUAAAUUUACCAAUUUUACCAAUAAAUUCAAUUUCAUCAUCACCAACAAUUAAUAAUAAUAAUAAUAAUAAUAAUAAUAAUAAUGAUUUAUCACCAACAAAAAAUCAACAACAAAUUUCAUCAUCACCAUCAAGUCCGAUUCAUUUAUCAAUUAAUGGAUUAUCGUCAAUGAUAUUUGUAUCACCAUUAUCAUUACCAUUAACUAAAGAACAUAUUUCAAUAUCUUAUUCAAGAGGACAUAGUCAUAUUUUAGAACAUUUAGUUGAAUAUCAUCCAAAACCAUUGGCAAAAUAUUUAUCAACAAUUGAUCUUUCCCCAAGAAAAAGAAUUAUUAAAUAUGAUGAACAUCAUCUUUUAAACUAUUUGAAAAAUGUAAAUUCAAGAAUAAAUUCAAAAAGUAAACCAACAAUUUCUAUAUUUUCUAAAAUUUUACCAAUAAAUUUAAAAAAAUUAAAUAAAUAA
Molecule: messenger RNA, 3039 nt
Organism: Dictyostelium discoideum AX4
Lineage: Eukaryota; Evosea; Eumycetozoa; Dictyosteliales; Dictyosteliaceae
Product: ankyrin repeat-containing protein
Exons: 1
Coding region: 1-3039 (1012 amino acids)
Source: RefSeq, a predicted model, not a curated record